UUGUGUGUGUUCAUUACAUACCUUUUAUUUUUCCCCACAGAUAGUGAAAAAUGCCUAAAAAGAAGACUGGUGCUCGUAAGAAGGCGGAGAACCGUCGUGAACGUGAAAAGCAGAUAAGAGCUUCAAGAGCCAACAUAGAUUUAGCCAAACAUCCUUGCAAUGCUUCAAUGGAAUGUGAUAAAUGCCAAAGACGACAGAAGAAUAGAGCUUUUUGCUACUUCUGUAACUCUGUUCAAAAAUUACCUAUUUGUGCACAAUGUGGAAAAACCAAAUGCAUGAUGAAGUCUUCAGACUGUGUUAUAAAACAUGCUGGUGUGUACAGUACUGGACUAGCAAUGGUGGGUGCAAUCUGUGAUUUCUGUGAAGCUUGGGUGUGUCAUGGGAGGAAGUGUCUCAGCACACACGCGUGUAUCUGCCCUCUCGCAGAUGCAGAAUGUAUUGAGUGCGAAAGAAGUGUCUGGGACCACGGAGGCAGAAUAUUCGCCUGCUCUUUUUGCCACAAUUUCCUCUGUGAAGAUGACCAGUUUGAACAUCAAGCCAGCUGCCAAGUUCUGGAAGCAGAGACUUUUAAAUGUGUUUCCUGUAACAGGCUUGGGCAGCAUUCCUGUUUUUGUAAGGCUUGUUUUUGUGACGAUCACGUGCGAAGUAAGGUUUUCAAGCAGGAGAAGGGAAAAGAGCCUCCCUGCCCUAAAUGUGGCCAUGAAACUCAGCAGACAAAGGAUCUGAGCAUGUCAACACGCUCUUUGAAGUUUGGCCGACAGACUGGAGGUGAAGAUGCAGAUGGAGCUUCUGGUUAUGAUGCCUACUGGAAGAGCCUCUCCUCCAGCAAGGCUGGAGAUGCAGGUGACCAUGAGGAUGAAUAUGAUGAAUAUGAAGCAGAAGAUGAUGAUGAAGAUGACAAUGAUGGAGGGAAGGAUUCUGAUACUGAGACCACAGAUGUAUUCAGCAAUUUGAAUUUAGGAAGGACCUAUGCUAGUGGGUAUGCACAUUAUGAGGAACCAGAAGAUUAAGCUUAGUAUGCUGGCAAGCUAAAACAACUUGGAAGGAGCCAAGCAGUACUUCGAGUUGUGUACAUGCCAGUAGGAUAGCUCUAUCAGGUACUUACGUAUCAAAGUUAGAGAGUAAAGAAUGUGGAACUUCUGCCGUAACUCCAAGUGAGGGUUUGUUUUUUUUUUUUUUGGUAUAAACCAAUAUCGGGUUUUGGACUGGGGGAGAAAACAGGAAUAUUUUUAUUCCCCUAAGCAACAGAAGUGGCUUUGUUGUUGAGUUACUGAGUAUAAUGGUUCAAUGCCUUGUUUCCGUGUGUUCAUCAGAAAUUAUUUUUUACAAUAAUUUUGUUAACUGAUUUCAUAAAAUUGAUGUAGUGGUGGGUUGGUGACUGCAUUUUUCUGGUCUGCACAAUAAAAGUUAACUGCAUUCUAAUG
Leptosomus discolor (cuckoo roller) is the source of this 1424-nucleotide messenger RNA. The record is from RefSeq and is a predicted model, not a curated record. Lineage: Eukaryota; Metazoa; Chordata; Aves; Leptosomiformes; Leptosomidae.